Molecule: messenger RNA, 525 nt
Organism: Paramuricea clavata
Lineage: Eukaryota; Metazoa; Cnidaria; Anthozoa; Malacalcyonacea; Plexauridae
Source: the annotation of a GenBank genome assembly
AUGGAUUUAGCUUUAAACGUCUUUCCUGAAACGGCGGAGCAAAUCCAAUCCUCAUCCAGUGAUCAUCUACGAGAAAUGUCUGAUUCUGCUGAGUCGAAGGUGAAUCAACAAGUUGAUGCUAAGCAAUUUAAAAUCAACAUCCCACAGAUAGAAGAAGACUUCCCUGAUCGUGCUACGAAGAAGACAAAGAUAUUUCCUCUUCCAAUAUCGCACGAAAAUCAGUGCAAGACAGUUGGUGUUGCGAGCAAUUUGGACCUGUUUGCGGAGUAAUUUAAAUUUAAAAGCGAAAAAAAAUCCAAGUUCAUCCAUCUUAAAAGUUGUACUAAGGAAUUCCACAUAAACAGAGCGUAUGAGCGUUUUGCCUUUUUGAAGAGUUUGGAACAACAUCAAAAACAGCAACGGCAGUGUGAAAGCAUUUUGAGGGGAGAGACUGAAAAACUUGGUGAAAGCACAUAUGACACAGAGUCAGCUGAAGUACUUACUACAGUCGAAGAUGACCUUUCCAGUGAUUGCGAAGAAGAUUAA